GAACUCUUCACGACUGCGCUUUGUGUUUUUGAUUAAAGUCAGUGUAUUUUUUUUUACAUUACAAUUGAAACAAUUUGGCAGUUAUUAUGUAUUUUACUGUGUUAGCAGCCGUUGUUACGACAAACGCAGAUGUCGCCAGUUAACACGGUCGCCCUAAAAACCGAAACACCUGCAUGAUUCUCUUAUCUCUCACAAAUCCUCUUACCAAAUGUAAGCCACUGGGAUACAUUCACCACGAUAUAAAGUAUUUACUCUAGCCCCCAAGUCGCUCCGACUAUGCAUUUUUACUGUAUUUUUUUAUUUAUGCAUUUUUAAAAUUUGUUUUCAACUUGGCAAACAUUUUUGCUGUUGCAUUUAACAAAGCUGGCUGUGUCGCUUCUUUGUGACGUACGCGGAAGUUCCCCGUUGUAAGAACCUAGCUAGCCUGCCGAUUUAGCCAGCGCGCUUUCGCCGUGGUGUUAUGUUUGAGCUAAAAUACAGAAGCGUAUGUAAACGGGAAUUAAGCGACGAUGAGAGCAGCACACUUCUAUCUGCUGCUGCUACACGUUUUUUUGACCCCAGCUGUGCUAGUCAAUGCGUUUGAUCCGUUUACAACAACAGUGGUGUUGGGUAUCGGCGCUACUCUGGGGCGGACUAUCUACAAUUAUUUGCAUGAAAGUUGCGAUCCGAAAUGGAUAGCCUUCAAUGCAACAGGUCUCGAGGUGGACCUGGAGAGAAAACUGUUUGGACAGCACAUCGCCUCACGCAUCAUCCUGAAAGCCGUGAAUGGAUUCAUGACCAACGAGAACCCGAAGAAGCCGCUGGUGCUCUCGCUGCACGGAUGGACCGGCACAGGGAAAAACUUUGUGAGCCAGCUGAUCGCUGAAAACAUUUACAAAGAAGGGAUGGACAGCAACUUUGUUCAUGUGUUCACAUCAGAGCUUCACUUUCCACACGCCAGCCAGUUGGAAACCUACAAGACUCAGUUACAGCAGUGGAUUAAAGGAAAUGUUACGAACUGUGCUCACUCCUUGUUCAUCUUUGAUGAAAUGGAUAAGAUGCACCCCGGCUUGAUCGACAGCAUAAAGCCGUACCUCGACUACUACGACAAGCUGGAUGGAGUUUCUUAUCGGAAAGCCAUCUUCAUUUUUCUCAGCAAUGCUGGAGGAGAAAGCAUCAUCCAGACGGCCUUAGAUUUCUGGAAAGGAGGAAGAGAUCGAGAGGAGAUCGAGCUCAAAGACCUGGAAGCAUUGCUGUCCGUCUCAGUGUUCAACAACAAGCAGAGUGGUUUGUGGCACACCAGUUUGAUUGACAAGAACCUGGUGGACUUCUUUGUGCCGUUCUUGCCUCUGGAGUACCGCCACGUUGUCCAGUGUGCAUUGGCCGAGAUGGCAGCUCGAGGAUUUCAACCAGACAAGAGCGUGGCCGAACAGGUGGCCAGAGAUCUGGUCUACUUCCCCAAAGCAGAGAGAGUGUUCUCUGUCAAAGGCUGCAAGACGAUAGAGAGCAAGCUGGACUACUACACAUAACACUGCCAUGAUGCUGAGUUUGAACACUAAACGCACUUUUAUAAAGAGAAACGCUCGCAGAUAAAUGACUAAAGAGGAAGUCGAGCUGACUGAACUCUGAGGAGGUCUCUGCAGAGUUUUAUCUGCCUGACCGAGAGGUCUCAGGGAGGGUUAAAGCCGAUGCUGCUUCUCGCUUACACUGAAUGAAGAGGGGAGAGCGCAGUGCCAGCUGAAUGAAAAAAUAAUAAGACUGGAAAUGCAAUCUUCUGGAGCUGAUUCAGAGGCUUUUAUGUCACAGCAGACGGGAGUCUUAGUGCUUUUUUAUUCCUGAGAAGACAUGUAACUACGGCAUUGUAUGUACUUUUUGUUUUGUACUCCAUGCUUCUGAUCUAUCAAUGUCACAAAACCAGAAUUUUACUAGUAAAUAUCAGAUUUUGAUACCACAAUGACAAUAGAAGUCCCAGGAAAUUUCUCUUUUUUAUUACCAAAAAUGGAAAAGAAACUCCUACACACUGUCUACAUUGCACAAAUCCAUUAGUGCAAAUGUGUUCAUGCAAUAUAGACAGCAUCACCUUCUCUGCUCUGUUUGUAAAGGGUGUAAAUGUAACUUUUUUGUCUUUGUGAGACACAAAAAUGACUUAGAAAAACAUGUAUUUACCAGUUUUCCAGUCUGAAUGGGCACACACUGCUCCCCCUACGUUUUGAUACUUUAAUUCAUUAAAAUAACAGGUGCAAUGGUUUAAAAACAUGACAUAUUGUAAUUUUGGCAACCUUGAUUCAGACUACUGGGAACACCCGCCUUAUUUUUUUUGUUAGAUAUUAGUUUUUCCUUUAUUUAAGAAGACGUGAGGUCUUUACAUGUGUCCACUGUAGAUUAACAAAACUAGCAUGAUACCAGAGCUUAAAUUAUAAUAUCAUUUUAGUAAAUCUAAAAAUAAUGAUACCUGUUCAAAUUCAAGUCUUAUACACUAAAAUGUUGAAUAAUUUCCAUUUUUUAAUUAACCAAAAUUACAAACUCCUGCACACUGUCUUAAUUGCACAUAAGCAUUGGCUGCCAAUGUAUUUGUGUGACAUGGACUAAUGGUUCUCAUGACCCACCUCCUGCAAAAUAACAGUGAUCUGUACCAAAAAGUUUAAAUUUAUAAUAAUGAAGAUGAUGCCAUGUGGGCCUUAAGUACAUGAUUUUACUAAACAGUAAGCGUAAACUGAAACUUUUCACGUCUACUUGUGUUGUCUUUAAUGGCGGCUAGCAACCAGCAUCAGCUCCUCUGCCACCUCCUUACUGCUCCCUAAAACAUAGACUUUCCAUCCCCAAGCUUUUUUCAGUUCCAAGCACGCAUCCAAGACCCACUUAUGGGCCCUGACCCACCAGUUGAGAACCAUCAGUGUAGGCAGUGUUGUCUUUGCUUUCUAUUUGUAAGAGCUGUAAAUUCAACUUCUGUGUCUCUAUGAGACACUAAAAUAUGAAGGUGUAUUAGGGCCACUCUAUGAAGAAAGGAUCAGUUAAUUCUGGACCAACCUGAAGUAUUUGAGUAAAGUAAACAGUAAAAAGUGUCCUUUGAUUAGGCUCCUAAAUGCAGUUCUUGUGCAAGGCAGAUUACAUCAUCUGCUAUAACUGUCACCCAUGCAACAGGCUAUUUUUUUCAACUUUUUUUUUUUUUUUUUAAUCUUAGUUUUAGUUCUCGUUCAUUUAGGACUUGAAGGUGCAGAUUGUGAUGCCUGCUUCUGGUGUUAAUCCUGGCAACCAGAGGAACUUUUAAAAUGCAUAACUGUCCCUUCUGUGGUACUGUUGAAACACACACGACUCCAUGGAGGGGACCUUCCCUAUGUAUUUUUCUAACAAUUUCACAGACUCAGCUGUAAAAAAGCAUAUUUAGACAGGCCUACUUAUGAAUAUUAUGUUUAUUUUUUUACCAGUUUUGUUCCACUACAGGCUGCUAGGCUAAAUAUUACACACUGCACCUUUAAUAAUCUAUUUUUUUCUCAAAAAAUAACAGAUCCUGUCUUUUUCUAUUGGUCAGGGUUGCUCAAAUGCUCCAUCAUACCAAAAUGGCCUUCAAUCUUUAAAAGAAGACUGUGUCAGUUCAACAUAAGUGGUUUUGAAAUUGUCUAAAGUAUCCUAAUUUUGACAACCUUAAAAAACCCUGAAAAAUCAGAAUCUCCUGCCUUAAUAUUUUCUGGGUUUUUUUUUACCUUCAUUUUGUUUUUGGUAUUUGAGUAAUGUAAUACAACAUGCCAUGUUUUAGUGUUGCCACCAUUCUAGAAAUUGAAAAUGUUAUAUGUCCAUAUGAAAAAAAAAACAGAAAAAAAGCAAGUGGUAAUACAAGAAGCUAUCAAAUACUGGCAUAUUUGGAAAAAAAAAAUCAAAUGCAUAGUGUGCAAAAUUUUCCUAAAGAUGAAUUAACUUGUACAAAACGUUCCUCUAAUUAGCCCUAUGUUGUGUUUCAAGUGAUUGUGAUUGGAAUGUAAAUUUUAGAUUAAAUCUUUUUAAAUUUAUGGUAUUGAAAAGAAUCAAAAUCUUGAAAUUUUGCAGCCCUACUUUGUGAAAAUGUAAAUCUAAGAAUGAAAACAUGAGAAAGCUGUGCUUUGCUACAUCCAUUUAUUAGAGAAAAUUAUAGAAAGAUCAGAAAUAGUUCUGUAUAAAUAAAAGAGAACCAUAAGAUGACGUACCUCUAAGCAUUACAUUUUACUCUGUUUUCUCCAGCAUGUGAUUCCUAUUUUCUUUAGAUCUUGACUUAUUAGAGCCCAAGCACCUUGGAAUGCCAGAGGUUAUUUAUUUCUCUUCUUCUGCCUUAGUAAUCACAGUUUUGGAGGCUUUUUCAUGCUCAGAAUCUCAUCAAAUAAGGCAAGGUCAGGCUUGUAAAUUGCCUCCAUAGCGCCCCUUAGAAAUUAAAGAAAUGGAAUCCCUAUUGACACAACUUUCACCUAGGAGAAUGAACUUUGGUGACUUGAUAGGAUUUACAGAAAACUUCUAAAACCCAUGCUCUGACUUCAACAGAAAACCAUCAGUUUGGAUAAAAUGGUUGUUUCAGACAUUUCUAGGGCUCCUAAAAAAAUAAUUUCUUUUAAGGUGUUCAUUCAGUGUAGCUGGAGUUUGGACUAUGACUUAAGGGUUUCUGCUUUUUAUCCCGGGACAACCAGGCAGGCUAUUUAGGUGUCAGAUAUCACAGAAGCACCAAUGUUAUCUCCAGUUAAGCUCUUGUUAAAACAACUGAAGGUUAAACAUCACAGAAAUCAGCACAUCUAUCUCAUGACAGUGGCAUUAAUAAGUCAAGUUCUCCUUAAACAACAGCAAAGGAAUAAUCACAAGAAAAACAGUAGAAUAUGAACUGUCUUCUUAAAGUGUCUAUAAAAUUAUUUGUAAUUUUGAUGUUUUUCUACUGAAAUAAUUUUGCCUUACAGUGAUGAUUUUAAACCCUGGCUGGAUUUUGUGUAUGUGCUUAGUAUCCCCCUCAUACUCAGAUGUUAUUUAUACCAAAACUUCCUUUUUCAAUCCUAAAAAUGCAGAUGAUUAAAUAACAAAUUCUGAUGACAUUGAUUUUAUAGUUAGUUUUUAAAUUCAGCCUUUUGAAGACAAACUCUGUGCUCUGUAGAACGUGUUAAGUAAUGUCUUAAACUUUAAUGUGGAAGGAAACUUUGUUUCUUAAUAUCCAGCGAUUUACCGUCAGCUUUUAACAUCUCAGACUCCUGUGAUUGGAUGUAAAAGGUCUUUUGGAGAAAUGUGGAAGAAAGAGGUUGUAUGGAUGGAAAGAGUCACUUCUCUGCUGUUAAUACAAAAAGGAAUCACAGAAUAAAAUUUUACAUUUUUCA
Cheilinus undulatus (humphead wrasse) is the source of this 5297-nucleotide messenger RNA. It is a transcript of the gene tor1, whose product is annotated as torsin family 1. The transcript is spliced from 5 exons. Gene Ontology annotation, cellular component: endoplasmic reticulum; endoplasmic reticulum lumen; nuclear envelope. Gene Ontology annotation, biological process: protein localization to nucleus; nuclear membrane organization. Lineage: Eukaryota; Metazoa; Chordata; Actinopteri; Labriformes; Labridae. Gene Ontology annotation, molecular function: ATP binding; ATP hydrolysis activity; kinesin binding. The record is from RefSeq and is a predicted model, not a curated record. The coding region runs from base 510 to 1508 and encodes 332 amino acids.